Rhagoletis zephyria (snowberry fruit fly) is the source of this 714-nucleotide messenger RNA. Its product is annotated as mitochondrial coenzyme A transporter SLC25A42-like. Gene Ontology annotation, biological process: transmembrane transport. The record is from RefSeq and is a predicted model, not a curated record. NCBI's taxonomy places the organism in Eukaryota, Metazoa, Arthropoda, Insecta, Diptera, Tephritidae.
AGUUUGCAAUGAGCCGUCUUCUCGAGCAGCCCAGCAUUGCGAUGUCCCUUAAGUCGUCGUCAGGUAGUCAAUUAUCUUCGGGUGCUGCAGUUGGCGGCAAUGCAACUGGAUUAAACGUCAGUACCACAGAGGCUGCAGUACAAAGCCAAACAGAAGCGAAUACCAAACAAUUAACGGUAACCAGCGCAACGGCGAAUAAUAAUGCCAACACAAUUUUCGAUGAAGUUUUCAUUAGUUUAGUUUCCGGUUCAGCCGCUGGAGCUUUAGCGAAAACCACUAUUGCACCGCUGGAUCGCACGAAAAUCAACUUUCAAAUUAGUAAAAAUGUUCCCUACUCAUUCAAGGCUGCGGUAAACUUUUUGAGAAAUACCUACGAAAAAGAGGGUAUCUUGGCGUUAUGGCGCGGCAAUUCGGCUACAAUGGCGCGCAUUGUGCCUUAUGCAGCCAUACAGUUUACGGCACAUGAACAAUGGCGGAAAAUACUACAAGUGGAUAAGGACGGCAGCGACACUAAAGGCAGACGUUUUAUAGCUGGAUCCUUGGCUGGCAUAACUUCUCAGUCGUUGACAUACCCACUCGAUUUGGCACGCGCCCGCAUGGCUGUCACAGACAAAUACACUGGCUAUAAGUAUGUUCUUUGCAAAUUGUGUACUUAAGUACAAGCGCACAACUCUCCUUGGUUCAUUUGUGGUUCCAAGCUAUUUUGAAUACCCG